AUGUCUUAUAUGGAAACUUUAUCUAACGAUUUUAGUAAAUUUUUUGAGGAUGAUAAUAAUUAUGAUGUAGAAAUCAAAGUAGGUGAAGAACCUAAUAUCAGAAUAUUUCGCGGACAUUCUCAAAUAUUUAUCGCACGUUCAUCGUAUUUUAAAUCUGCUUUUAGUCAGGGAUGGGUAAAAAAAAAUAAUGGAAUAAUUAAUUUUGAAAAACCAAAUAUUUUACCUAAAAUUUUUGAAAUUAUCAUUCGGUAUAUUUAUACUGGAAUAAUUCAGUUUGAUAUUCUUCAAGCAGACGUUCUCCUUGAACUACUUCUUGCAUUUGAUGAAAUUGAUUUAGAUUAUUUGAUGGAUGACUUACAGGAUUACCUUUUAAGUGUAGGUUCUCAGUGGAUUCGAGAAAAUUUUGUUUAUGUCUAUAAAAUUGGUUUAUUGCAUGAUAGAUUUGUAAAAUUAAAUAAAUGCAUAGAUGAUAUUAUUCGAGAUGAACCUGAUGUGCUAUUAGACUCUAAAAAUUUCACUGAAUUACAAGAAUCCGAACUUCUUCCUAUUCUUAAACGUGACGAUUUUAGUGUGAAAGAUGAAUUUGAAAUUUGGGAUCACGUCAUUCAAUGGGGAUGUGCACAACAGAAUCCAAACCUUUCUAUAGAUUCAUCUAAAUGGUCAGAGGAAAAUUUUGAAUCUAUGAGAUUAACAUUGAAAAAUUUUAUUCCCCUGGUGAGAUUUUUUACAUUAACUCCGGAUGAAUUUAAUAGACAUGUUAAACCAUACAAAAAAAUUCUUGGUAAUAUUUAUGAACAAGUUUUACGAUCUCAUCUUAAUAAUGAAUGGCAACCUAGAAACAUACAAGUGCUUCCUCGUAGAAACACUACUAAAGCAAGGUUAUUAAGACAUAAUCACAUUAAAGAAAUCAAAAAACGAAUAUAUUCUAAGAAAUCUAUUAGAUUAUUUCCUACUAAAGACCCAUAUGACAUGGUUUUACUUGAACCAGAUCAAUAUGAAGAUCUUUGCGUAUAUCCAACGGUUAUAGUAUUUCGUAUUGCUGAACUUAAUUUAAUAAUUGGAGGAUAUAAUCCAUUUAAAACAAAAUAUUCUAAAAUUUCAUAUCCACCUUCUUUUAAAUUGAAAGCGGAAUAUAGUUUUAUGUUCAAAAUUGAUAAUAUUAAAAAAAUUAAAUUUAUUUCUACUUUAGGAACUCAAGAUUUUAAUUUAAAAUUUGAUAAUAUUAGGCCAUUAAAUAUUUUUGACUUUAAAUUUCAAGAUAAUUAUAGCAAAAUUUAUUAUCGAAAAUAUUUUUAUCGUAAACUUUUAGAUUGUAACACCGGUAGUUAUAAUAUUGAAGAAUUACAGGCCUUUAAAAUAAUUGAAAAUUCUGAAUAA
Molecule: messenger RNA, 1377 nt
Organism: Dentiscutata heterogama
Lineage: Eukaryota; Fungi; Glomeromycota; Glomeromycetes; Diversisporales; Gigasporaceae
Source: the annotation of a GenBank genome assembly